This is a messenger RNA of Cooperia oncophora, 831 nucleotides long. Lineage: Eukaryota; Metazoa; Nematoda; Chromadorea; Rhabditida; Trichostrongylidae. The record is from the annotation of a GenBank genome assembly.
AUGGCGUUUGUUAAGGCCACCGGAGACGAGUUCAUGAGUGAUCCGUGUGCUAUUGACCACGUCUGCGCUCCAAACGAAGCAGCAGAAGACAAAGCAAAACGGAUAGGAUACGAGAAAGUUCGAGACAUGAAAGACGAUCCGCUGUGCGCUGGAAGGGUGCCGAGGCAGGUAUAUGAAGAAAUGCUCACAAAAGCGAGCCAGGAGUAUGAUGAUGACGUCAUCAGUGCUCUGUAUGGAUGGGGAUUCGGGAUGAAGCGGCAAGCAAUAUCGAGAUGGCCUGCCGCAAGUGGCCUAUACGCUGUAGUUGCUGAUGGAGUGCAUUCGAAGCAACCAAAGGAGCUCAUGCAGUUGCACUGCGUUCACGGAGCGGUGAGAUGGCAUGCUCAAGAAGUUCGUACAGGGCCGGAGCAGAGUUCCCAUCGUAGCCAAUGGUGGGACACGAUAAAAGGGGUGAUUUUCUUGCCUAGACGUCUAUAUCCAGGAAUAACAACGAAAUUGUGCUAUAAUGUGGCAAAUAAAGUGUGUUUUACUUCAGGUCCGGGCUUGUGGUCACCACCUGUUCCCCAAGACCACGUCGCGUAUGGUGCGUGCAAGGACUUCCUUGAGUACUUGCACGCGACGUGGUUUGAUGGUCCGUUUGAAGAAAUGUGGAAUAAAUGGGAGAAGGUGGAUCUUCGAACCACGAACAUUGCGGAAGCGUACCACAACCGGCUCAACGUCACGUUCGGAAGAGAUCACCCAGACAUGAGAACGCUGCUAGAGAAGCUCAAGUACAUUGACUUCGAAGCAAAACGCACGCUGCGCUGCUUACGAGAGACAACUUUCAUGUAA